Penicillium manginii is the source of this 1230-nucleotide messenger RNA. RefSeq lists its product as uncharacterized. The record is from RefSeq and is a predicted model, not a curated record. NCBI's taxonomy places the organism in Eukaryota, Fungi, Ascomycota, Eurotiomycetes, Eurotiales, Aspergillaceae. Bases 1 to 1230 code for a protein of 409 amino acids. The transcript has 4 exons.
AUGCGCGUCCGGGUGGUCACAAGUGUCUUUACCGCAUUGUCGGCUCUGUUCGUUGUAUUUCGCCUGUUUACACGAGUGAAGCUGGUUAAGAAAUGGGGCUAUGAUGAUCUGCUCAUCAUUGCAGCUUGGGUUUGCUCCGCUACGUUCUACGCCUUCAUAGUUGUCGAGCGACACUAUGGCCUUGGAAAGCCCAAAGACGAACUUCCUGAUCAUAUCAUUGAAGGACAGCUAUUCUACCUCUGGAUCUCCAUUCCUUUCUACAACCUCUCUCUCAUCUUCUCCAAACUUUCUGCCCUCGUCUUCCUCUGUUCCAUAUUCCGCAUUCGGCCCUUUCUCAUCACUGUAUACCUCCUCAUGGGCUUCCUGGUAGUUGCGGGAUUAUGGAUGGUCCUCAGUGGCUUCUUCUGCUGCGUACCGAUUUCAUACUUCUGGAGGCAUAGGCAUUCCACUGGUCAUUGUCUGCCAAAAGGGCCAGUGUGGUUCACGAACGCUGCCAUUCAGAUUAUGACUGAUAUCAUCAUUUUGAUUCUCCCGAUGCCGAUUGUAUCCAAAUUGCGAUUGCCGAAACGCCAAAGAGCGGGCAUCAUGAUCGUCUUUGGCGUUGGAGUCGUCGUCAUUGCAACGAGCUCGGUACGAGUCUAUGAAUUGAGCGUCAUGGUACGCGGUCACGACUUCACAAAAACCAACGCCGAAGCCGCAGUCUGGUCCUCCCUAGAAGCAAACGUCUCUAUAAUUUGCGCCUGCCUCCCACCUCUACACACUCUGAUAUCACGAGUCUUCUCAUUCUGCUUCCGCCCCCAACCAAUCCACGCAUCACCAGCAUCAAACACCAAACCACACUCAACAACAACAUUCCUCACCUCCUCGGCCCGCAAACCCUCCAUCUACGACCACCACCACUACCACGACGGUGGAAUCUUCUACAACGACGCCUUCUACACCGGUCCCGUCGGAAGCUACACAGCCAGUAUAUCUAAGGUCAACACGAACGACGACGACCCCGAGAGCGGCGGAAGCGCCAACAGCGGAGAUGGUAUCCGCGUUGUCCGCGAACUGCGCAUUGGAUCUGAUUCCGUCGCCCCGAGCCCGACUCUCGCUCCGACGACUUUGGGAUUGGGCGGGACGAAUGAGCAUGAUUUCGAAUUGGAGCAUCGUGGUCCGUCGGUAGAGUGGGAUCUUGGUGAUUUUGAGUUCCCGGAUUAUAAGGAGAGGAUGAAUGCUCCGAUUUGA